This is a messenger RNA of Amoebophrya sp. A25, 412 nucleotides long. The record is from the annotation of a GenBank genome assembly. NCBI's taxonomy places the organism in Eukaryota, Dinophyceae, Syndiniales, Amoebophryaceae.
AUGACAGAGUCAUGGAGCGCGCCGCCCAUUGGGAGCAGGAUCUCCCUCAUAACGGAUCACGACAUACGAUACGUCGGCGUCCUCGUGCGACUCAAUGAGAAAGAGGGUAGUCACUUCUUACAUCAGACUUAUGGACUCGCUGUGAAAGUCGCCUGAUAUGUUUUGCGUCGUGGUCGUUUCGUUGCUUUUUGGGCUGGGCUUGGAUUGUAUAGUAGGACCUGUAGGGCCAUAGCUAUAUACUGAGACUUCGCCAUGAUCUCCUUUUUUAUAACGUCCAAAACGAAAAACAGGCACCGUUGCCGUCAAAGAUGUUCGGUCACUUGGAACAGAAGGGCGAAAGCAUCCUGGGGUGCCGAUGUCAAUGGACAUUCUCGACCGCAUUGUCUUCCAGCUGAAACGGUUAAAGCAUUUG